UCCAAAAAUAAAAUUUCUUUAAAUCGGCUUUCGUCAAAUUUGGCGCCGUUGUAAAGGAUAAAACUGACAUUUUGAAAGCAAGACAAUUACACAACUAAUUAGAGGUUUAGAGCGUAGGGCUAUUAAAUACUAGCAUACUUUUACUUUCAUGCAUUACUGCAAUUUGUGCUUCAUACAAUCAUAUGCUACAAGACGAAAAAAUAACACAAUUAAUUUGCAAUCACUAGAUGGAUGCUGUAACAUUUGUGCAAGGGAUUUGCAAGACCAUGUGCCCAGCAGAUGAAUACGAAAUAAGAAAGGAACACAACUUGGUCCGUCCCUUUGAAACAUCUUUCCUGUCUGCUGUCAAGUGCUACAGUAGGUCUGCUGCUGGUCAGUCAUUUGCCAGAAACAGAAAUAUAAGAGAUCUCUCCACACUAGACAACACAGUCCAAUACCUCUUCCAACAGAUUCUUGAUAAAAGAAAAACACACUUACCACUGUUGUAUGAUUUUGUAUUUGAUCGCCUUAGAGCUGUUCGCCAAGACCUGGUUGUUCAGGGGUAUUUGGAAGGAUAUAGUGGAUUAAAAACAGUGGUUGUUGUAAAAAUUCUUGAGUAUUGUGUCAGGUUUUAUGUCUACUUUCAAUUCAGGUUGUCUCAUCUUCCUCCAUCUGCAUUUAGCAGUCAUAUUAAUCAAAAUCAUAUUGAUGAGUGCUUAAGUCAAUUACUUCAUCUCUACUCUGAAAUUGAAGUGAAGAAUUCUGAGUUGCUUCAUCAAACAAAUUAUAUUGAAAUCGAAGCCCUUCAUUUGCUGUUAUCGAAAGGCCCAAAUGGUCUUCACCGUGCAAUUCAACUACCCUACAGGACGAAAACGCACACCAUAGUUAAAAAAUCUAUUGAAAUCAGCAUCUCUCUCUGGCUUGGAAAUUUUGUCAGAGCAAAUCGAAUCGCACAAGGUUUACCGUUGAGCCUUUUAUUGGCUUACCGUGCAAACUUUGCAUUUCUUCGAUCGAGAGUUUUAGAAGUUUACGAACGCGGCCAUCGGUCACCACAAGGAUCCAAGUUUCCUCUUGAUAAACUGUCACGUUAUUUAUUGUUUGAUACUACACAGGAAACCGCCGAUUAUUGCGCUGAGCAUGGUCUUUUGCUGGAUGAAACGGGUUCUUUCGUAAUCUUCAAAACCGGGACCACAUUAAAAUCAAGCGCAUCUUCUCAGUCAAACAACGUUUGCGACAGAGCAAUUGAAGAACAAUUGAAAAAUGUCCGAAUUAGCAACUUGCUAUAUGGACAGAGCAUUUGA
Daphnia pulex (common water flea) is the source of this 1280-nucleotide messenger RNA. Its product is annotated as germinal-center associated nuclear protein-like. The transcript is spliced from 5 exons. Lineage: Eukaryota; Metazoa; Arthropoda; Branchiopoda; Diplostraca; Daphniidae. Gene Ontology annotation, cellular component: centrosome; spindle; nucleus. Bases 228 to 1280 code for a protein of 350 amino acids. The record is from RefSeq and is a predicted model, not a curated record. Gene Ontology annotation, biological process: spindle assembly; centrosome duplication.